UAGUGAUUAUUAUCUAUUCUGCAGUCUCGUACCUGUCGUCGUCCGGGAAGGACGUCCCCAGCACACUCUGCUCGUUCAGGUUUGGCUAGAUCCUUAAGGCUACUGAGACCCUUCCUUAAGCUGUGAGAGACGCCUGAUUUUCCUGGCACGAGUGAGAACAUUGUUGUUGUCUUUUGCCAUCAGGGAGCUGCCGAUCACAAUGUCGAAAGUCUGUCUGUUUCUGGCCUUUGUCUCGUGGAUGGGGACAGCAGCAUCCAAAGACAUGAAUUUAAGGUCCGACAUGACAGUGUCCUUGUCCGAAUUAGGCGACGACAUUUCCUUGGGCCAUUCGCACCAGACUGUGUUGGAUCCCGAGGGAAUAUUCACUGUGCUUUGGACACCGGAUUUCAAGAAACAAGAGGUGAUUUUUGAACUUCACGUGCGAACGCUGGGAUGGUUUGGUUUCGGUUUCUCCUCCAAUGGCGGCAUGAGAGGAGCUGACAUCGUGACAGCCUGGAUUAAGGACGGCCAGCUCUAUUUGCAAGACAGGCACGGCGUCGGUGACACAAGGCCUCCUCUGGAUGAUCAUGGCGACUGGCGGCCUCUACACGCUCGGGAGAACGACACGCACACCAUCUUGAUUGUGGCGCGGGACAUCAACACAUGCGACCCCCAGGACUAUGCGUUGACCAACGAGACAGUUCGCAUGAUAUAUGCCUGGGACGACCAAGACCCGCUGGACGACUCGGGGCCCAAUUACCACGGGCAGCAGAGAGGGAACAGGUUUGCUCUAGUUUUACUUCCCUUCCACCACGCUACAGUCAAGGACGAUAUUCAGACGUGGCGAGUUCGACAAAAGAAGAAAUUACCGCACAAACGUGACACCUUUUACUGGUGCCACAUAGAGGCAGUUCCCAAGCCCAAGACCAAACAUCAUUAUAUAGGAUUUGAUAUGCUGUACGGGCAAAACAGCCGCAAGUAUCUGCACCACGCCGUGGCGUUCGAAUGCGUCAGCCGCGACGGCUCCCCGACCAGCGAGCUCUUCGAGCAGUACGUCGGACACCCGGGCUUCGAAUGCUACACUCCAAAUAUGCCUCCCGAUUUCUACCUCUGUGAGAGGUUUCUCAUCAACUGGGCCAUCGGGAGUGAGGGCGAAUUGCUUCCAGACCACGUGGGAUAUCCGCUCGGGGACCUCCACGGUGGAGCGGAUUAUGUUCUGUUCCAAACUCAUUACGAUAACAAACCCAUGCACGCAGACAUCACUGUCGAAUGGGGCAUGGAUAUUUACUUCACAGAUAAACUAAGAGAACAAGAUGCAGGAAACAUUGCCUUGGGUCACUCCAUUGUAUUUUCCUUAACGGUGCCCCCAAGGACUCCCCAUUGGCUUGUUUCUGGGCACUGCGCCUCUGAAUGUACGGCCCAGGCAAUUCCUGAAGAGGGCAUUCAUGUUUUCAUGGUCUUCUUGCAUGGGCAUUAUUUGGCCCGAGCAAUCAGGCUCAGACACUUCAGAGGAGGCAGGGAGCUCAGGCCUAUCGCCACGGACGCCAGUUUCGAUGCGGAUUUCCAGCAAUCUCGGAUGCUUACCGAAGAGGUCAAAAUACUCCCUGGUGACCAUCUUACUGUAGAAUGCGACUACGAGAGCUUAUCCCGAGCAAAUGGCACUUACAGUGGUUGGGCCGCGACCGAUGAGAUGUGUCAGGCCUUUAUUAACUAUUACCCUCGAAUAAACUUGGCUCUCUGCAGAUCAGCAACCCAUCCAAGCGUCCUGCAAGAUCUGUUCGGGAAUCACGGAGUCACGAGCUUUCCUGAAGAACUUGAUUUAUCGACGUACGUCUUCGACCCAGAGGUCGGCGGAGGUCGAAGGUACCAAGAGGUCAUGAACAGCUUGCCAUGGGAGUCACUGAACAAGGAGGAGCUGAAUGAGAGAAUUGUUCGAGGUGAUCAAGCUAUUAAAUGCCAGUACACCUACGGACAAAAGCUCGAGAUUAAGGAAACCAUCACGAGAUACCCGAAAUCAAAACCUUAUGUCGCUCCUGAAGAUGCCGCGUGUUCCCUCAGGAACCAUCCAAGUUCCAAGGGGCAAGAUUUGUCUUACACUCUCGUAGUUUCCUCGGGAACAGCCGGAGGCCAAAAGCAAAAGCAAACUGCCGAAAUUGUCAGCGGCAGCAAAGGUUCUGGUCCAGCAAUUAUCGGUUUGGUCUUCUGCUCACUUCUGGUGAAAUUCUUGUAAUGGUCACCAGGGUCUAGACCGUGUGGAUACUAACGUGCUUUCCUCUUACACAAGGAACACCCUACGGUGUAUGGAAACUGCUACAGAACGUGGCUGAGGAACGGCAACCCAAGUGAUUCAUGGAAAGAGAAGUAGCUUGUAUGUGAGGCAUAUUUAGGUAUGGAAAAUGAAUCGUCGGGUAACUGUUUAUUGGUCAUACAGGAGCAGCGGAAAUAUUCAGUUUUAUGAAAACUUUUUUCUAAGCGAUCAUGUGAAAUCUUCAGAUGUUCCAGACAUAAUAUCGCUAGAUAUAAAAGAAGUGGGUGUGAAUAAUUUUGUCGAAAAAGCACUAAAAAAGGUUAUAAUUAUCAUGGUGUGUGAAAAUAGACUUCGAGAGCUACAUUGGAUUCCUCUUAGUCGGACGAGUUAGAGGAAUUUCAGCAGGAAGCCUUAGAUCUAGUAGAUGACUAACAGUUUUAUGGUAUAGGAAGUGUCAUUCGGAAUAGAAAUCAAAGGUUAAUAGAAAAUGACAAAGCAAGUGAGAAUAAAAAAACAAAAACGAAUUUCGAAUGGUAGUAGAAAUAAGAAGAACGCUGCAAAAGAACAAACAGUGAAUAUAACUUUUUUGGGAAACAUGGCAUUUAUUUCCUGUUGCCAAACGAUAGAUAUUUUGUGAACGACAAAUCAAUCAAGGUCAUUUAUUUCCUACUAAUUAGUGAAGACAGUUUGACUAAAUUAUUAUGUUAGGGAUCCCUCAGGCUUGAAACGAAUGCUUAAACAGAAAAGAUAAUCAUCAAGAAAAUCUCGAUACCACGGAAACCUUUUUCAUUAGGAAAGGAAUACUCAAAAACAUUAAAAUAAUAUUGGAAUGUGUGGGGACUGGAUUCAAUUGAAACUGGGAGAAAAAAGUGUGUUACUGAAGAGCCAUUGCUUUUAGAAUAGGCCAGACCGUGGGCAGUUCAUGUGAAAUUGUCGGAGAAGAAUGAGGGAAUAAGAUGGAAACAGAACCCGUCUAUCUUUCGAAAAAUACUUCACAAAUUAUGGCGUAUAAUGACUGGCUUCAUUAGGCUGCAGUGCAAUUUUAUUAGGUUUAUUCAAAUUACUUUGGUAUUUUCAUCAUAUAUUUGAACACAAGCACAGGUAAUAACUGAUAUUCCAUUCAGAUCGGCUCAAUUCUAGAUAAUACAUAGGCUCUCUCUCUCUCUCUCUCUCUCUCUCUCUCUCUCUCUGUGGGAAUACGUACGCAACAUUUAAGGAAUGAAGCCUCUGGAUGUACAGUAUAUACAUCAAAAAUACUUGUAUGGAAAUUUAGUACAUAUUUUCUUUACCCAAAAUUCUGAAUAACAAGAAGGCAUAGUACGGUAAUACAGAUUUAUUGUCUCACAAAACUAAAAUGACAAUUCAGCUCUACAGCCACCAAAACUCUAAACAAGAUGAAAGUUAAAUGAUGCAUAUACAUAUAUGUUGAAAAUGAUUUGAUAUGAAACUCUACAUGAAAACAAUACAAAAACAAGAUGACUAAACGGUGACUUGAUGAUAAAGUAAGUGCGCACAUGAAGUGCAGGUACUACUUUCAAGAGGAGGGUUUGGCCAGUGCUAGAAGUGCAUUUCCUUUCAUACAGGGAAAAGUUUGCUGUGACAGUACAUAUUGGAGCUAAGUAGUGGAGAUUAAGGGAUAAUAUUUUCCGCAAUACCCUCCCCCUAUAAAGCAAUGUGCAGGUGAUUACUUUACAACUUGGUAUUUCCCGGGAAUUGUGGUGCCCUCACGUGAUCGUUCGCCCGUUGGUUCAUUUUCUUAAUUUCGGAAGAAACACAAUGGCUUAAGAAGUCUUAUAAACAACUAGUUCAGUGUAUAUCUAUCUAUAUAUAUGUAUAUAUAUAAUGUGUGUAUAUAUAUAUAUAUAUAUAUAUAUAUAUAUAUAUAUAUAUAUAUAUAUAUAUAUAUAUACAUACGUGGACACCCCGUAUUCGCGGGGGAUGUGUACCAGACUUCCCAACGAAUAGCUAGAUUCUGUGAAUGCCUAGAAUCCCUAUAAAUUGCUUGAAACUGCCUAUUUUGUUAGUUCAAACUUAAGAAAAACCACUAAAAUUGCUUCUACCUGGUUUUUAAAUAGUUUUAUCACAAAAAGUGCAUUUAAUCAUGAAAUUGACAUGCUAAUUCAGUAAUGUGUGGAUAUUUCUCAUAGAAAAAUACCGCAAAUAUGCGAAUUUCUCCCGAAUAGUGGGUAUAUAAUUUCCGUAGAGAAAUCCACAAAUACAUGAGUCCGUGAAUGCGGGUUUGCAAA
Molecule: messenger RNA, 4473 nt
Organism: Macrobrachium nipponense
Lineage: Eukaryota; Metazoa; Arthropoda; Malacostraca; Decapoda; Palaemonidae
Product: DBH-like monooxygenase protein 1
Exons: 12
Coding region: 200-2209 (669 amino acids)
Biological process (GO): dopamine catabolic process; norepinephrine biosynthetic process; octopamine biosynthetic process
Cellular component (GO): secretory granule membrane
Molecular function (GO): copper ion binding; dopamine beta-monooxygenase activity
Source: RefSeq, a predicted model, not a curated record